Neurospora tetraspora is the source of this 2848-nucleotide messenger RNA. RefSeq lists its product as uncharacterized. NCBI's taxonomy places the organism in Eukaryota, Fungi, Ascomycota, Sordariomycetes, Sordariales, Sordariaceae. The transcript is spliced from 2 exons. Bases 253 to 2697 code for a protein of 814 amino acids. The record is from RefSeq and is a predicted model, not a curated record.
GUUGUUGGCGUUUGACGGGAAGCUUUGUGAAGCGCGUUUUCUUCUUCCAUCUUUCAAGCUUCACGCGUCAAGCUCUCCGCGGCUUCGACUGCUACCUCUACAACAAUUGAAGCUUUCAACCAUACUUUCAACUGCCGAGCAGAUGACUCAUCCGUUGCUCGACCAGCGGAGAUUAGGUUGGUGGUAAUUAUUGUGCUAACUGUGAAUUGGCAGAACGAGCCAUACCACAACAGCUGAGCAGAACAAAACACCAUGGUCACUACCAGGCAUGCGCAAAGCGGGGGUCGCGCUCAGGAAACGGCCACGAGUAAUGCCCCCUUCCAGCAAGGUGAUGACGAUUCCAGCUCCUCUGACGACGAUAUACCAGCCGAACCCACCCCGAAUUACAAACGAAAUCGGAGCAUGUUCACCGGUCCAACACUCCGACCUACGAAGAGGGUGCGAAACUCGCUCGAAUACAUUCAUCCCUCCAAGAGACGAAAGACGCCCGGAAGCAUAGUAGUGGCUGGUGAUCAAGAGGAAUCUGUCGAGGCAGAGGGAAGUCGGCAAGAUGACGAUAUCGGCGAAGACGAAGAUGCACUUUUGAGGCAGCAACUACUUGAGGUGGUCAACUCGUUUAGAGGUACAAAGUCGCGCGACCCUCCUAUUCCUCCUACCGAGCCCCAACCCGAGCCCCAACCUUCCACAACUGGCGUGAAGCGCCGCAGAGGAAGACCUAGAAAACAUCCGCUGCCGGUGAUUGCACAGGACCAGGCAGCAUUCAAGACACAACUAUCACAGCGGGCAUUGGACGAAAUAGAGGCUCUAGCCGAAGAGACAUCGGAAGCAGGGGGGGCCCAAACUCAGGAAAGAGAUGACGUAUUGGAUUCUGUGGAAGUCGAGUACCAUACAGCAUUCGAAGCUUUGGAACCAGCGGAACACCCAGAGUCUCAGCUUCCAAGAGGCGUCGACGACCAUGUUGACGAUGAGAGACAACAAGAGGAGGAGGUCGAACCAGAGCAAGAUGAACAAGAACGGGGGAAAAAAAGCCUACAAAAAGACAAAGACACCCUCGAGAUAAUACCAGAACAGCUGGAACAAGAGCCAGACAAUGAUUCGGAGCCAGACAAUGAUUCGGAUCAAGAGUUUCCAUCGCUCUUUGAUUUGAAGAAGCGUACGAAGAAACAAGUACCUCCUUCAGCCCAGCCAGAACUGGGUCCGGAGCACACGCGUCCGUCACCAGUUCUCGGCAGCGACCCUGCAGACGAGUUUGCGAAUGGGGACGAUUCUCAGAACCAAGAAGACGACUACGAGGAAAUGGAAAGCGACAAAGAUUAUGAAGAGGAAGAACAGUCACACGAAGAUGAAGAAGAACAAACAGACAAAGAGGAUGAGGCGAACAAUCAACCCCCACGUGCCGCGCCAAAUCGACGUUUUGCCACUCUGCCCCAAGACUCGCUGCAGGUGGAAAUGCCAGGCAGUACCAUCCUUCCGUUGCGAAAUAUCAUGGGCCGCCCUGGCUGGACGGGCCUCAGCAAGGAUUGGUCCAAGACCAUAAUACAGCCAUACCGAGACCAAACUAAAAAACCGACGGCUACGCAACUAGUCAAAAAUUUUUGCGGGCAACUAUAUGAUCUCAAAAUCCUUUUCGAUCGAGCUCCCCGAGCGGCGUCCCUUACCAAGCAAGACGAGUACUGGGUGAGCAAGAACAUCAAAACGUUGCAGGACAUCGUGGCGAACGUGUGUGAGCAACAUCUGGCCCCCAAUGGGGUUACUAAGCCACACUACCGCCAAUCAUUGAGGCAAGAUUUGUUCGAAUAUGGCAUCCCCAUGUUGAUUUUGGUUUUGUCGAGCGCGUACUGUCUAGGUGAAAUGGAUGGAGGAGACGACGACGGUGAAUACGAUUUCCCUGGCUUUCCCCAAUUUGGCACAUUCACCACCAGUACAAUACAAUAUCUCCUCCGCAUCACCGGUUGGAUCAAGCGUCUGGGGACAAGGCUGGUAUCCGAGGUUUCGGACGACGAGGACGCCGAGGACGAGCAUUUGGGCAAUGUGGGAAGGUUCAAGACAAACGUGCUCAAGAGAAAGAUCACAGAAAACAGGCAGCUUCUAAAGAAGCUCCUCGGCCCCUGGGACGAAACCUUAAAACAAGCGCUAAGCGACCUAGACAAUAAAAAGAUUGCCAAGGACGAGGCCAUCAAGGGGGCUCGUCAGGCGGCCGAGGAAGCAGAGCUCGCCAAAAGGGAGGCCCAAUAUGCGGCAUUCGCUUUGUCUAUACAGCGCAUUGGCUCACAACCAUCACCCAGGGUGGAACAGUGGCAGUAUACAAAUGGGUCUAUGGCAAUGCCACGUUCAUCGGGGGUAGUAACACCAGUGAGAUCGGUACCCACACGUCAGCAGCAACCUGGGUCCCGUGUGUCAGCGACGUCGUCAAGACAGCCAAGGGUCCCGAGCACAGGGCCGACGUAUUCUUGGCAGCGGCGCUCCUACAAGCCGAAUUAUCCCAUGUGGUCGGACGAGAAGAAGAAAUGGUUGUUGAACCAGCUACGGAACAUUGGCCCUAGGGUCUCGGAUAUGGAGUACGAGGAUUUGGCUGAUGCCUUGCGGAAACCGAUCACGGAAGUAAGGCAUGAGGCAUUAACGCUAAGAGCAGCUGCGAAGUCACUUGCGGAAGAGAGGGGGACCAAGGUCGAGUGGUGGGCGAGGGUGGAUGAUUAAUAUGAUUAUUUUACAGUAUGGGCAAUGGACUGGGAUGGGAGUGAUGAAUACGGACGAGCAUGGCAAUUACUGAUGAUACACGGCGGAUUUAAUGUUCAUGAUUUGUGGGAUUCGAAUGAUAGAGGGCGAGCCAUCUGCAUCUCCCCAAGUG